UCCAAAUUUUAAUCGAGUAAAACGGCUCUGUGUUGUAGGGAGGUUUGUUUGUGUAUUACGUGUUGAUGUUGUUGUUAUGAUUUCCUUGCCUAUUGCAGGCGGCAGGAUGUAAAUAUUUUUAGUUAGUAAAAGUGCAAUGUGAUUGUAACAACGGUGUAAUGAAUUGUUACAUGAAAUUUUCACCAAGGGAUACAAAGACUGCCAAGAAUGAUCUUUUCAGUAACAGUGUAAACAGGAUAUGGCAUAUUCGCAGUGUGUGCGAGUAUCAUUCGACAUUGGCCAUGAGGCAUCCAUUCGUGCAAAACGCACACCAGAAGGCUUCACUCAUGAUUGGAAAGUGUUUGUGCGAGGUACAGAUAAUGCUGAGAUACAGCAUUUUGUGGAAAAAGUAGUGUUCCAUUUGCAUGAAACGUUUCCUAAACCUAUCCGUGUCGUGAAAGAACCACCAUUCACUGUCAAGGAAUCUGGCUAUGCAGGCUUUACACUGCCAAUUGAGAUUUAUUUCAAGACCACUGAAGAGCCAAAAAAAUUCCGGUAUGAAUAUGAUCUGCACCUUCAACCAGCAGGUCCUCCCAUCCACAAGGUCUUGACACACCCAUUCACAUUUCCAAACCCUGGUGAAGAACUACGAAGGAGGCUUAUAAAGGGUGGUGGUGUAGGUGUAGGGACGGAGCCUGGAUCCCAAUUAGAAAAACUUCCUGCCUGUGGAGGGGACGAACAGUCCUCUGCAGCCCCUUCAUUAGGCAGCAAAUCCAAGCUUGGAUGGGAUGCAACAAAGAAGCACAAGGUUAAAGAUCUGCGUCCCCCUGAGAAGUUUUCCAAUAUUUUUGGAGAUCCUAUUAAACCAAGUUCCAGUAAAGUUUCUCCAGAUGGGACCAAAAAAUCAUCAUCUAGUGCUCCAUCACCCAAAAUAUCACCAAGUUCCAAAACUGUUCCGGGUUCAACGGGUGGAAAACAACUACCACAUCAUUCAAAAUCUGGAAAACAUUCAUCGGAAAGUCGAGGCAGUAAGGAAAAGGAUAAGGAUAAGGACAAGGAAAAGAAAGAAGGAAAAGAUCGGAAAGAUGGUAGCAAAUCCCAUCACACGUCACCAAAAGUUCCUCCACCUUCAUCACCAUCUUCAAAAUCCUCAUCCCACCCUGCUCAAGUUCCUGGUUCUCAAAAGCAGCCCUCUUCCUCAUCAUCAAGUACACCACCAAAAAUACCUGGUGCAGCACCUGCAGCAACAAAAUCAUCCUCUUCAUCUCAUAAGAGUUUAAAAGAUGACACAACUCUAAAAAAGCCGUCAUCUUUAGCAGUAGAAGAAACAAAAUCAAAAUCAGAUGCCAAAUCAGCAACAGAAAGUAACAAAUCAGAAAAGAAAAAGAAGGACAAGAAAAAUCGUGAUGAAAAACCAAAGAAGGAGAAACAUUCCAAUAAACAUGAGUCUGCCAGUAAGGGAAGUAGUGAGAAGCCAUCAACUGAUAAGGUGCAGAAAGAACACAAGGAUAAAGAGGCCACAGAUACAAAGAAGAAGGACAAAGAACAUAUUCCUACCAAAGACCCUGUUAGUAAACCAUCAGGAGAAAAGGAGAAGGAAAGAGAAAAGUCAAAGCACAGUGAAAGUAAUGAUAAGGAGAAAAGGCACAAGCACAAGAAAAAAGAUAAGAGCACAAAAGACAGAGACAGAGAAAAACAAAAAGAGAUAAAAAGUAAAGUAAAAGAACGUGAAAAGACUGAAGUAGUGACACAGAAUCUGCCAGAAACAGCUGUUGAUGUUAUAAAACAGGAUUCUAGCAGUCCCAAACAAGAUUCCAGCAGUCCUUCACCAGAGAACACAUCAUCUAAGACGUGGAACAACAACUACAGUGGAGAAGCUGAGGUCCAGAAUCACACUGCAUCGUCCCAGCCAGCUCCAUCAAAGCGCCCAUUGAAUGCAUUGAUACAAGAAAUGGAGGGCAAUGACUCCUUAUCUGAUCUGUCUGAGGUAGAAGAUGUCUUACCACCACCUCGGCAAGUUGUAGCUGCACCACCACCACCACCUCCUCCACCGCCACUUCCACCACCUCCUCCACAUCAGAGCUCACCAUCCUCGGGUUCACCAAAACAGAGUUCUCCUGCAGUAACUGACCCUGCUAUUACAGCAAAAUCAGGUUCAAACCGUGCCACAAAGGAGAAGGGUGAGCGCUCUGCUGCAAAAAAAGCAAAAGAUAAACAACCAAAAGAGGGCAAAGAACGUAAGCGCAAAAGGCAUAGUAGCACAAGUGCUUCAACUGCAGAAGAGACUUCACAACCUCCACCUCCGAAAUUACCAAGACAGGAUUCGCCAGAACCUGAGCCUUGUGUAACACCUGAAGACAAAAUAGUGUCUCCAGAAACACAGUCUAGUGAACGUGUUCUUACAGCGGAGUAUGUCUCUCAACUGCGUGACCUCCAACGAAAGAUAAUGACCCUUGAAGACAAUGCUGAGCUUCAGAAAGUUGUGCAGGUUAUUGCAGAAACAGGCCAGUAUGAGAUAACAAAGAAGACUUUUGAUUUUGAUCUCUGUACAUUGGACCGAAGCACAGUUCGCAAGCUGCAGGAAUUCUUUGCCCCCUCCUGACAGCAGCCAUUCAUGGAUGAAGGAGUCUAGUACCUGGAAACACAUCAUCAGUCAACUAUGGCUGCAUGUAGUUUCACUAUAACAUGGGCAUCUGUAACACGUACUUAGUAUGUGACUGUGGUGAUUAUACAGUGAUGCCAAAUAGAAUAGAAAAGAGCUGAAUAAAAGUGUGUAACUAAGGAUGGUUGUUCCUGUAGCUGAUAUUUAUCAGCUUUAGUACUGUGUGGAUGCCUUUAUGUGAGUUUCACAGGAGUUUUGAUGUAAUUCUCUGCUCCCUGAAGUAUUUUUUUGAGUGGUAGCAGUACUGCAAAGCAGUAAUUAUUGCGUGUGUUCCGAUGAAAUUAGAGAGUAUUUUACCACUCUCUAUAAGUUAGGGUUCUGUGGAGCAUAUGAAAACAGUGCAUCAGUCACUGUUAUGUGUAACGGUAUUCAGUAUGUACUGCAUCAACAGCACUAUUGAACUGUGGUAUCUUUAAUCACUGUGAUUGCAGCAAUCAAAUGCAUGUAGUACCAUAUUGCUGUAACUGUUUUUUUAAUAGUGCAUUCCCCAUUUCAUCACACUUUUAGCUUUUAUACGAAAAAUUUGAUGACAAGAGUGGCAGUACCUGCUAAGGAAGACACCAAGUUGAGGGCAUACAUUGAAAGUUACAGUAUAUAUAUCUUGAUGAAGAUUGCUUUUUUUCUCACCAGACAGCAGAAGUAACAGUGAAUUGUUAUCAGACUCCUGACAGAGGCAGUUAAGAUGCUUCACUCUGUCUGGUGAGAGUGAGUAGUUCGUAAAAAAAUGCAGCAGCAUUUGUGUAACAGCAUUUUAUUCUUCUGUAUGUAAUACAGUGUCAUUAUGGAGUGCCACCUGUUAAAAAAGCAAUCUCACAUUACUUUACAUGAAUGACAUGAGGAACUUGAUUAAUAAUUGUGAUUAGACUGCUUUUUAUCUUGUUUUUGUUUUCUAUUUUGUAUCAUACACUGUUGUGUUUCAGUUUAUGAUAGCGUAACUUUUUAUGUGUAAUUUGUUGUGUGUUGUCUCUUUCUGUAAAAAAGAUAGUGGUUGAAAAUGUUAUUGUUGCAGUUGCAAUUUAUUGUUUAAAAUUUGUUACUAUGAUUUAACAAGUUUAGUUAUGUCACCUUAUAAUAAUGAUCUCACAUGUUCAUUUAGCAUGCAUCACAAUUUUACUGUGUUCACUGGAUGUGAGGUGUCCAUUUGUAACUGAUUCAGAUAUGUACUUAAUAGAAAUUUCAUUUAAAAACAUCAAUUUCUCAGGAACCCUGUUUAGUAUUUACAUAUUGUUGUUAUACAACAAAUUUCAUUGAAUUUUUACAAAAAUACACCUACAGUUUACUGCAGCCACCCUUACUUUCAUUCCCUUCUUCUUCUUCUUCUUCUUCUUCUUCUUGUGGGAGCAGUGCACCUCUGAAAGGAAGUUGCCCAAUGUCAACCUGUUCUCUUAUAUUUCACAAGAUUUUUUAUUCAAAACUCCCAAAGAUUAUUGUGAUGUCAAAUGUUUACUGAGUUUUAAAAUCCUUUGGUUUUUUUCCAUGCUCCAGUAUUCAAACAUUUUGAAAUAAUACUUGUACAUUAUACAAUGAAGAUAAAUUCCAAGCUAAUGUUUGUCAUGAAAUGUGACAUUUUGUUCCCGGAUAUGUUUCAUCAUUGUUAAUUGUACUGUGUAGUAAAUACACCUGUGAUAAGUUUUCAUUAAAGUGUCCUUGAGUACUGUAAAGCCUACUGGUGAUAUGAUAGGCCUAAUAAUUGUUAAGAAAAUUGGAUUAUUUGUUGUAACUGUUUAAAAUCAGUAAGUGAAAGGAGCAUUUUUGAUAGUUACAAAAAAGAAAAGAGUAUUUCAUCUGUGUCCAAAAUAUUACAGUGUUAAUUUCAUUGAUUACUGGGCUGUAAACACAGUUUCUUCAUUGAGUCCAGUCAUAACAUGGAACAUUUAUUUGAGCUGUAGUUUGUACACAUAAAAUGAUUCAACAGUUGUGAACAAACAAAUAUGUGUGUCAGAAUUUAAAAUUGAUGUUUCAGACUAUAAAAAAUUUAAUAUGUGAAAAAUGGAAGCAGUUAUUACUUACAGAACAGUUUUCCCUUAAAGCAGAAUUUAUAAUCUUCCACCCUUAUUACAUUUAACAUUUCUUAAAACCUAUUGCUUUUUCAUGCUGAAUACUAACUUUUUGUGUCAUUUUUCCACCCUUUUUUUCUCUAAUGUGAGUGUAAUUGCCCCUCAUUCUGAUUAUAAAUUUAGUAUAAAGGAAGGAAACCAUGCUCCAAAGACAUCAGGAAGAGUUUAGUUGUGAAUGGAAUGUAAAUCACUAAGGAAAUCGUAAAGGUAUACAAAUUUACAUGAGAGAUCAGUUCGUUAAUUGAAUUAAAAAAUGUGUAAUGCAAUGUAGGAUAGUCAUUUGAUAUCCUGCGAUUUGAGAAAAAUAAGCAUACAGAACUGCUUGACUGAUGGGGUUACUUGCAGUAAACAGGACAUGCUGACAAAAACUGGCAAUUGAUAGAAAGUUUAAGUAUUUAUGUUGUGUGUGCUUUUUGUUUAAUCUGUUCUGUUUAUUCCUGCAGAAAAACAGACAUUGAAUAAAUGAUUAAAGUUGUUUCAGCCUUGGCCUUUUAUUGAGUGCCUUUGGCACUAAUUUGAUUGUCUGUAAUUUCUUAAAUUACAGAGUUUUUUUGUUUACUUGGUAUGUGAUGCAUCUUACACUACUUCAGUGGGUGUCGUUAACAUAUAAUAAACAUCCACUGUGCAGUAUAUAAUAUAAUUUUUCUUGUAUUUUUAAUUAAGUAUGACAGUUACACAUAGGGAAUGGUUGCAGUGGAACACAGGUUUACAAUUAGUGGGUUGUUAUACUUUGAGCAUUAUUACAUGUAAAGAAUUGCUUCAUCUGUUUAGUCACAUGACAUUAAAAUGUUUGAGUCUCAGUCAGGUUUUUUUCAUGAAAUUAUUUUGUCAAAUGAUGUACUGGUGGCACUGAGAAGAGAAAGUUUCUACUUAAAGAAUUUAAAGUGUAAUAUAAAAUAUGACCAAGAUUGAAAAGAGAGAGAAGCCAGUGGAAAAAAAUACAUGUUGUACUUCCCAUUUUUCCCUUCUCUCUCUCUCUCUCUCUCUCUCUCUCUCUCUUUCUGUCUUGUGUCUGAUCCCUUCCCGAUGAUGUAUGUUGAUAUGGCACUGAUAUGCCAGUAAAUAACAUGAUAUUAAAAUGCCCAAAAAAAGUACAAAACAAACAUUAUCUUAGGGAAAAAGUAAAUGACUAUUAGCCUCAUAAACAAAACUGAUAACGGCAAGUAAAAUGCAUAAACUAAAUACAUCUGUUAACAAAGUACAUUUCCUGCUGCACUGCAAUAGUGUAUAUCUUGAUCUUAGUUUGUUCCUAAUUUUGUAGGGAGACUUGGCUAAUUUUUUUUAAAACAAAAGACAACUGUGUUCAGUAAGUUACAAAUUUUGCAGGCUCUCUGGUGCUCCUUGGGAAACACAGCUGGCUUUUAAACCAUGCAAGGUGAAAACAGCAAAUCACAUAUUUAAUAUUAUUCAGACUGUCAUCAGAAUGUGACAGAGGUGAAAUAUUUGUGUUGUUUUGCACAGUAUAUGCUGCAAUAAACAUUGGUAAGAAGUUGAAACUGUGUGUCAGACUAGUAUUUGACCUUGAUGCCAUCAGUGCACUCCAAUUGCCCUCUCCAAGCUGGACUGUGAGGCAUCCUCGAACAGUACAGUUGGUAGUUAACUGCCCACAAAAGGCAGAUACUUGGCUUUGAAUCUUGAUAUCUCACAUAGUUUUAACUUGUCAAAAAUACUCCAAAUUCUCUGUGCUACAGACACCAAGGUACAGUGUCUUGUUUUUGUAUUGUGUCUUAUCAUAGUGCUCCAUAACUUCUUCCUUUAUUUCUCCAUAUUGUGAGUAAUGAACUUACACCUACGAAAAUGCUCAUAGAUGUUAUAAUAGUAAUCAGUUGUUGUUCGAUGUAUGGCUGUUUUCUCUGCCAUUCUGGAGCAUCUUUUUUGUCUCUUAGAUCAGUUUGUAGAAUUAAUAUCAGCCAAAAUCUCUUUUGUCACUGAUUUAAAUCUGAGCCUUAAACCAAAUGUAAUUAAGUAGAUACAUCAAGCAUAAAUUGUAUUGUGGAUUUACACGUGUCCAGCAAAUUAUAAAAAGCGGCAGAAGCAGAACUAAGGCUCACCAGUUACAAGUUAACAUGCUUUUGCAUGAUGCAUCAUACUGAGAGAAUUCAAAUUCAAAACACACCUAACAUUUAUUUCUUAAAUUGUUCAUUGUUAUGGUUCAAAAUAUCUGACCAAACUUUCUAGAUACAAUAUCAAUCCAUUAACAUCAGACAAAUGAAAGUACAUAACAACAUUAAUGGACCUUAAGCCAGUAUACCCAGUAUGUUAGAAUAUUUAUUUAUAUAGUCCCAUAUUAAUGGGCUUAUAUUGCAUUAUGAAUUUUUUCCCACCGUUUAUUUGCAUUUAUUCAGCUUUUUAAUUUGUGUUGUGUGCUAAAAUGUUGCAAAAUCAGUAAAGGUUUUCUGUUAUCUUGAUGUAAACAACUGAUUUUGCUAUGUGAGUAUACUGAUGUGCAAUAUGUUAAGUAUUUCAAAAUAAAAUAAAUUUUGUUCUCACGGAUACCGCAUAGCGAAUUCAAUGUUCAGUGAUGAACUCUGUUUAAUGUGAAUAAAAUGCAGUAUUUUUUAAGAAUGUGUUCCAUAUUAUUGUUAGAAUAAGAGUUCUUCACAAUUACGAGCACUUGUUUUGUAUGUGUUGUUAUUGUUGUUGUUGGUACCAUUGUUGUUGUUAUCAUCAUCAUCAUCAUCAUCAUCAUAAUCAUUAUCAUUUUCAUAGCCACCAUUAUCAUUAUUGCUAUUAUUAGUGGCACCAUUUUGUUCACACUGAAAACAGUUUAUUUAUUGGGUACUGAGCUGCUAAUUUUAUCUCACAUGUUCCACAUGAGACUGAAAUUCAAGAUAUUUCUUCCAAAUAUCAUUUUUUUCCAUUGUAAUUAAACAGUGAUUAGAUGUUUGGGUGGUGGGGGGAGGGUGGAGGGGGAACACACAAAAUAAAAUCAUUUUCUCAAAAUGCAAAGAGAUGAAGACUGUUCAUAACUCACUCAAAGUAUUGUGCAGCAUUUGUUGAACCAUGCUACAGCUGUUAAUAGCUUCUGUUCCAUUUGUUUCAAUUUAAUGUUUAGUGUCCGUCUUUUCAACAGUCACGCAGAAAAACAGAAGUUUAAGUUACGAAACUGUUUUAAACUGGGGUUCAUUUUUGAAGGCCAGUUUAAAUCCUUGAAAGAGUUAUUAAUUUAAUGCAUCCAGUCAUAAAUAUACCUGGAAACGACUUGUGUAUUGAGUCCUUUCAUCGGUGUAUUCACAUCUUGUAAAACUGAUUGCAAUUACUUGUACUUAGAGUUUAUAUUUGUUUCAACAGAAUGCACUGAUAAUAUAUCAAGUAAUGACUGGUUGGAGUUGGUUGGAGAGGUAUAGGUGUAUCACCAUAUACACAUACAUUUCUACUCUUAGCUACACAGUACAACAAUGGCUUGUAAAUCACAAUCACGACAUGUAACAAGUUUUUAAAGUGUGUGAAAUGCCAAAACACAGUUUAUUAGCAAAUACCUCUCUUUAUUUUUUAGCAGUGUUUGCAAAUGAUGUAAAGAAUGACCGAUUUUGGAAAUGUAUUUGUAAUGUAUUAUUGUAAGUAUUAGUUAAAUGAGUGUUUCAGUAGGAACUACUUAAUAUUACUUUUGUGAAAGAUUUAAUUGUGAAAUGGUAUUCAUUCUCAUGUUUCAAGUUUGUGAUAGAACACUUGGCCUUUUAAUCUCUGAUACGAGAAAUUUAAAGUGGUACUAUUUUACCGAACUGACUAUGAAAAUAGUACAAAUUGUACAGAAAGUUUUGUUCUUUUCGAAGAUGGGCAUUUGAUAAUACCAUUUUAAUAAACCAUAUUCUUCAA
Molecule: messenger RNA, 8514 nt
Organism: Schistocerca serialis cubense
Lineage: Eukaryota; Metazoa; Arthropoda; Insecta; Orthoptera; Acrididae
Gene: ear
Product: protein AF-9
Exons: 7
Coding region: 239-2581 (780 amino acids)
Biological process (GO): regulation of DNA-templated transcription
Cellular component (GO): super elongation complex
Source: RefSeq, a predicted model, not a curated record